Molecule: messenger RNA, 2595 nt
Organism: Mycosarcoma maydis (corn smut)
Lineage: Eukaryota; Fungi; Basidiomycota; Ustilaginomycetes; Ustilaginales
Exons: 1
Coding region: 1-2595 (864 amino acids)
Biological process (GO): sphingosine biosynthetic process; ceramide catabolic process; long-chain fatty acid biosynthetic process
Cellular component (GO): extracellular region
Molecular function (GO): N-acylsphingosine amidohydrolase activity
Source: RefSeq, a predicted model, not a curated record
AUGACUGGCGCCGGCUAUCAGCUGCUCCCACGCAGGGAAAGGGAGGAGACACGUCUUUCCAUGGAUCAAAAUAUCAAGUCCCUCCCCGAAAAGCAUUUACUUCCUCUAUCGCUCGAUAAUGACGAAGACAGUCAAGAAUUGACUAGCAGGAAACCUUGCCUGUUGGUCAAGGCCAUUUUUUGCAUAGUCAUCAUUGCAUCUAGCACUUUUGCUGCCUGCUGUGUGUAUCGUCGUGGUGGGGUAACCCCAGUGAUAUGGGCAAACCGACCCAUCACAGACUACUCCACGUCCGCCACCGUCAGCUCCGAUUCGCCUGUCGUUUUCGGUCUUGGCAUCGGCGACGUCACAGGGCCCAUUGUUGAAGUCAACAUGAUGGGUUAUGCGUCCCUCCCGCAAACCAACACGGGCCUGCAUAUUCGUCUACGAUCUAGAGCCUUCAUCGUUGGCUCUUCAGAUGCACCCACUUUCUUCCGUAAACCCGUCGAAAGAUUUAAGAGCUUCAUACCAACUGCUGAUGGCUCUGCCAUCCGAUGGUUGUUCAUCAACUCGGACAUCUGCAUGGGUGAUACUGCUCUGCGCAAAGCUAUCGUCGACCAGCUUCGUGAAAAAUAUCCUGGCGUCUAUGGCGAGCGUAACGUCGCUUUUGUUGGAACGCAUUCACAUGCUGGUCCGGGUGGGUUCAUGCAAGCCCUUCUGCCUACAUUAACGUCCAAAGGCGUCAUUAUGCAAAAUUUCGAUGCCAUCGUAGAGGGAACGGUUCGAGCUGCUGUUCGCGCACACGACGAUUUCGUAGCUAGACAGGACAAAGUGGCCAACGGAGGCAGUACGCGUCUAAGCUAUGGCAAAACACGGUUGGAAGAUGCGCACAUUCAACGUAGCCGAUAUGCCUACGAACAGAAUCCUCAGGAAGAAAGGGAUUUGUACAAUGACGAGGAUCAAGAUCAUGACUUUGGCUUGCUCAAAUUCGAGGAUAUCAGCUCGAAUGGAGACAGCUCCGCAGCCGGCUUCCUGUCAUGGUAUGCGGUACAUGGUACUUCUCUGUACGAGAACAACACACUUACCUCUGGUGAUAACAAAGGGCUAGCUGCACUUCUGUACGAAACAGCAGAGCAGCCAGAUAAGCUUCCCGGGCAGAACGAUUUUGUUGCUGGAUUCUCUCAGGCUCUUGUAGGGGAUACUUCGCCCAAUACCAAGGGUGCGUGGUGUGACGAUGGGUCGAUGUGCGAAUACAAGCAUUCGACAUGUGACAAUGGAAAGGGAAAGGAGCGAGUGCAAACAUGUCAUGGUAGAGGACCUGCUUGGGGUAUGAAUGAAUAUCUUCCGACCAGUCCAACCGGAGGGUACGAUUGGGCGUCGAACGAGAUCAUCGCUCGAAAGCAGGUCGACGCCGCGCGUACAAUCAUGUCACGCGAUGCUUUGUCCCGCGACUUUGGAGAGUACGAGGGGUUGACGUUGCUCACCGGACCAGUGAAAAGCGUCAAGAUGAACGUCGACAUGAGUCAGUACACUGUCUAUCGACCUGAUGGCAGCCGUGUCAAGACUUGCCCCGCUGCUCUAGGGUACGGCUUUGCCGGUGGCACAACCGAUGGUCCUGGCGCAUUCGAUUUCGUUCAGGGAAGCAACAAGACCGACCACCACAAUCCGUUCUGGGACCUGGUUAAAGGCUUCAUCAAAAAUCCGGGACCGGAACAGAUCGAGUGCCAAGCACCCAAAGCGAUUCUCUUGGACAUUGGAGAGAUUCACAGACCGUAUGAUUGGGGCCCGUCGAUCGUCGAGGUCCAGAUGCUGAGGCUGGGCGAAUUGUUCGUCUUGAUAGUGCCUGGCGAAUUCACUACGAUGGCAGGACGCCGGCUGAAGAGGGUGGUAAGCGAAGCGAUCAAACGCGCCGGGCUGGUGGAGGAAGGAAAGGAGCCGAUUGUACAGGUGAGCGGUCCAGCAUCGACAUACGGCCACUACGUGACGACGGAAGAAGAGUACAGUGUUCAACGCUAUGAGGGGGCGAGUACGUUGUUCGGACCUCAUACGUUGGAAGCAUACAUGGAUGUGUUCUCGCGACGACUCGUGCCGGCGUUGAAGGAAGGCGCACGUGAUCUUCCUGUGGGUCCGCAAAAGAGUUUCGAUAUGCGCAAAACAUGGAAACUCAAGACAGGUGUAGUGUACGACAACCCGCCUGUAGGACACUCGUUUGGAGAUGUCUUGGAACAACCGCUGCUCUCAUACCCCAUCCCGAACUCGAACACGUCUCUUUUCAACGACUCGCCCACCACGUCGUCGACUUCGAACAUCAGCGUGACAUUUAUUGCCGCCAAUCCACGUAACAACCUCCGUCUGGAAGCAACGUACUUCGAAAUCCAACGGUUCACUCAAGACGGCAUCUGGAAAGUGGAACGAACCGACGGCCACCAUUCGACAACGAUGCGCUGGACAAGAACAAAUGGGUUCCAUGGUUCCAGUGUCUUGCAGAUCGGAUGGACUGUCGAGCCUUGGACGAAAGAGGGCUUGUACAGGGUCGUAUAUCUGGGUGAUAGGAAGACUCCGUUCACGGGAAAGAUUCAGCGAUUCGAGGCGGUGUCCAGUGAGUUUUACCUUGUUUAG